UUUUUCACUGUACUUCUGUUCGCUGUUUUCGCUGUCAGCUCGCUUCGCGUUGGCUUUAUUUCUUCGUCAGCGCCUUCAAUUACUUAACUGAAUUCACCUGCGUACAACUAACUAGUUACAAUUUUAAAUAUAUACACAACUAUCGGGAGACGAACAGAGGCGAGAGAGCGAGCGUCUAUUGCCUUCGUUUCGUCGUAUACGCCUUUGUUAUUUUAGUUGUUUUCAGCUAUUUUCUGUGUAUCUGGCUAUGCAAAAACAGUUCGCACGCCCAGUUGGAGUGUAAAAAUGCCACACAGCGCACACACGCUCGUCGAAUUUUUCGUGGAAUAUGCUAUCGAUAGGGCUAGAGAUGUCACACUAUCGCGACCACACAAAACUGUGACACCAUAAGAAUAAAUAAUAGCAGCGGCAACACUGGAAUAUUUUUCUUUGCACUUUUUGUUAUUACUUUUUGGUGCGUUCGGCGUGAAAUUUUUCUGUACGAAAAUGGGUUCUAUAUUUCGCGGACUGAAGAGGAAAAUGAUUUUGGACGAUUCGGAGGAAGAAAAUGAGAAACAAUUCUGUAGCAAAUUUCCCAGGAUGGAUACAAUGAUUUACCCAGAGGUCUCGCUCAAGCAACAGAAAGACUACAUGCAAUAUUUGCAGAGCAGGUUCGGUCAGAUGUCACAGCGGCAUGGCCAUAAGAAUGGCGGCAACGACGAAAUGGACUUAGCUGUUGAAUAUUGCGAUGUUAAAUUUGAAUUGAAUGUCUCCCAAAAGUGUGAAAAAGUCGAGCUGGAUAUAAACGAUAGAAUCUCCAUCGCAUCGUAUUCACCCGGGCUGCACAACUUUGCAAGAGGCAACGAUGUGAAGACUUUGGGCAUCAGUGAUUUUGAGGUCCAAGGCUAUAACCAAUUUAAGCUGAAUAUAAAUGCCGGACACUCCACCGGAUUAGCUCCCUGCGAGAUGGAUUUUAAAGGAGAUAAAUCAAACGACCAUAAGAACAGCAAUGACAAGGAUUUAGAGGUCCAAAGCUAUGAACAAUUUGCGCUGGCAGUUGUCAGACACUCCACUGGCCACACAUUUCUUCACCCAGGCGACGCUCAGCCGGGUAAGAUUAUGCAAAGCGAAGAUUGGGCUUUGACGACAACUUUUACGAAUAUUUCGAUGGCUACUUUUACCCACGGUCCUAGAAAACCCUAGCCCUAGAUGAACUAUUACUACAUUUGUAAGCUUAAAUCCAAAGAAUUUGGUACAAAUGCAACUAGAUUUAAGUAAUUUUUAUU
Messenger RNA from Drosophila obscura, 1265 nucleotides. RefSeq lists its product as uncharacterized. The transcript has 7 exons. The record is from RefSeq and is a predicted model, not a curated record. NCBI's taxonomy places the organism in Eukaryota, Metazoa, Arthropoda, Insecta, Diptera, Drosophilidae. Bases 487 to 1182 code for a protein of 231 amino acids.